AUGGAAGGGGAACACUCGGGAGAGAACAUGGCCGAUGUCCUGCUACAGGUCAUCAAAGAUUAUAAGAUUACGGACCGGGCUUUCCUGAUCGGAAAGGACGCCAAAAAGAUCUGCAAAGAUCUAGACGCUGCAUACAAAGAAGGCGACAUGACGCGAAUCCGGGAGCUCUGGCGGAAGCGCGGCGCCAUCGGCAGGCUUCAUAAUAUCAUCAGAUAUAUUCGAGCCAGUCCUCAGCGCCGUCAGUUUUCAGAUCAAUUGCCUGUGGGGAGCACUCUUAUCCAGAGCCAGCAAACGCGCUGGAACUCAUACUUCAUGUCAAUCGGCAGAGCUCUCAAUGUCAAGGAGAGAAUUCAGAUAUUCUGUGACCAGUAUGAGGCUGGCCAGAGCCAGAAAAGUCUCGCUGAAGACCGCCUGUCUGAGCAGCAGUGGAACGAGCUUGCACACCUUCAUGAUCAGCUGGAGACGUUCUACGACGGAACCCUGUCGACGGAAGGCAGGCAUUCAACGCUAGCAGAUCACUUUCAGACGCUCGACUGGUUGCUAAAUGAGAUCCAGCAGGCCAAGAUUAAAUUCGAGGAACUUCACAGGGCGGCUGUUCGAAGGAAGACCAGUCGUGGAGCUGCCGCUGCUGAAGCCGACAACUUUGCGUUUCUUGCCGCUUCGGCAGAAGCUUCCUGGCGUAAGGCCGAGCAGUAUUUCAAUAAAGUGGACGAGACACCGGCAUAUUAUACCGCCAUUUCGCUGAAUCCGACUCUCAAAAACCUGCCCGCCAUCGACCUUCUCGAUCAGUUCCUGGAGACAGAUGUUAUCCGGCUUGGUGAGGAGGAAAGCUUUGACGUUAUCAAGUAUUGGAACGAUCGCUAUCAUACACAACCUGAUCUAGCACGCAUGGCACUAGAUGUUCUAUCUGUUCCACCAAUGUCGGAUGAAUGCGAGCGGUUAUUCAGCAGCGCUAAGAUCCUGCUUUCUGACCGGAGGUCGAGGCUUAAGAUCGACAUCAUUGAAGCUAGCGAGUGCCUCCGGUCCUGGUACGGCCCACCUGCACGAAAUACUUUUGAGGAUAUCAACAUCGGGAGACUAGAAGGGGAGUCUGAUCUGCAGGAGGCUUACAAAGCUGGGGAUGGAUCUGAAGCUAAAAUGGACGACGAGGACCUUCGGAUCGUGGAUCAAGAUGAUUACCUCCAUGAUAAUACUCCUCAGCCCCAGGAGGGCUUGCGGUAG
Molecule: messenger RNA, 1221 nt
Organism: Hirsutella rhossiliensis
Lineage: Eukaryota; Fungi; Ascomycota; Sordariomycetes; Hypocreales; Ophiocordycipitaceae
Exons: 4
Coding region: 1-1221 (406 amino acids)
Molecular function (GO): protein dimerization activity
Source: RefSeq, a predicted model, not a curated record